Molecule: messenger RNA, 2261 nt
Organism: Papaver somniferum (opium poppy)
Lineage: Eukaryota; Viridiplantae; Streptophyta; Magnoliopsida; Ranunculales; Papaveraceae
Product: probable leucine-rich repeat receptor-like protein kinase At1g35710
Exons: 1
Coding region: 1-1941 (646 amino acids)
Biological process (GO): hormone-mediated signaling pathway
Cellular component (GO): plasma membrane
Molecular function (GO): protein binding
Source: RefSeq, a predicted model, not a curated record
AUGGCAAUCAUAGAAAUCACCUCACUUUCUAUCUUCAUAAUAUGUAUUACAACCAUUUUUCUUCAAUCAACAACAACAACAGAAGCAGCAUCAUGUCAUGAAACUGAUAAAUCUGCUCUCCUCGAUUUCAAGAAUAAGAUCACUAAAGAUCCAUUGCGUCUUUUAGAAACAUGGAACCAAUCCACUGAUUGCUGUACCCAAUGGGAUGGUGUUGGUUGUGAUCAGUCUAAUGGUCGAGUCGUAAAUCUUAGUCGUCCUGGCGUAUUCACUGGCCCUGACGACUCGCCAUGGGAUACAGAGUUGUAUGGGACAAUUUCUCCAUCUUUGGGUAAUCUCGAAUUUCUUCAAAUUCUUAAUCUUGCUAGCCAAAAAUUUCUAACGGGACCUAUUCCUUCGGAACUCGGGAAAUUGUCGCACCUUACUAAUCUUUUGCUUAGCAGAAACAGACUCAACGGGACAAUCCCCACGUCGUUUCAAAAUCUCCGUAAUCUCAUUUUUCUUAGCUUAGAUAACAAUCUUUUAUCUGGUUCAGUUCCUGACUUUGUUUUCCAAGAUAUGACUUCUCUUAAUUCUCUCGGUUUAUCUGAAAAUCAAUUAUCCGGUGAAAUUCCAUCUUCAAUUGUGAAACUAGUUUCGUUGCAGAGACUGGAUUUGCAUAAAAACAAUUUCUCCGGUGGUAUACCAAGUGAUAUUGGUUUUCUGAAGAACGUGAUAGAUAUAAACCUAUCGGAGAAUCAGCUUUCGGGAACCAUUCCUAUAUCCAUUGGAGAAUUAUCCAAAUUAGGCGCACUCGAUCUCUCUCUAAAUAGGCUGUCUGGAAACAUUCCUAGUUCACUAUUAAAGCUACCUUCUCUAACAUUUUGUCGAUUGUCAGAUAACAAACUUACAGGCAGCAUAUCAUCGUCAUCGAUUGGUGGUACUGGCCUUUACAGAUUGUACCUUGAAAACAACAUGUUAACAGGAGAGAUACCGGACAGUAUUGGCAAUCUUACAAGUCUUGGAGAUUUGUCAUUGAAAAACAACCGUUUUACAGGUAAGAUUCCUUCGAGUUUCGGCAACCUUACGAAUAUUUAUGAAAUUGAUCUAUCCAGAAAUGGAUUAUCUGGUCCAAUUCCUUCUGAACUGGUUAAGCUAAAAUCACUGCAAAUACUAGAUUUGUCAUUCAACCCAUUGAAUCUUGUGAACAUACCAACUUGGUUGUCGAAAAUGAAACAACUUCAGCGAUUAUAUUUAGCUGGAACUGGGUUAGUCGGGGAACUCCCUGAAUGGUUAACUACAAUGGGUGUGACGUAUCUUGAUCUAUCGAGUAACGCCUUAGCUGGGGAGUUGCCAAUAUGGAUAGGAAACAUGCAAAGUUUAUAUUCCCUCAAUCUAUCUAACAAUGGUUUCCAUUCAACUAUACCAAUUGAGUUCAAGAACCUUGUCGGUGUAAUGGAGCUUGAUCUUCACUCGAACAACUUCACCGGUGGAUUAGAAUCCAUCUUUGAGAAAAAAUUUAAUGUUAUGGGAUACACUAUUCUUGAUCUUUCAAAUAAUACGUUUGCUGGUCCUAUUGGGGAGGAUAUUGGAAACCUGGAUAUCAUGCAGUUCACUGAAACAUUGAUAUUAUCUAAUAAUCCUUUUGGAGGAUCCAUACCAAAAUCUCUAGGGAAUUUGAAUAGCUACCUGCAGACCUUAAAGCUUGAAAAGAAUGGGUUAACGGGGGAGAUACCAGCUGAGCUAAGCAAUGGCAAUUUGGUUUCAAUCGUGCUAUCAAAUAACAACCUUACCGGUGGUAUACCUUCAGGGUUAAUAAACUUGACAUGGCUUAAAGAAUUGGAUGUGUCAAAUAACAUGUUGACAGGGGAAAUUCCUCGUCACAAUGCAACAUUUCCUCCAGCUUCUUUUGAGGGCAACUCUGGCCUGUGUGGCCCCCCACUUCCUCCUUGUAAGGCUGCCUAAUACAGUAAAAACUCCAUAUAUUAAUAAUCUUGGACUUUAUAAAAUUAUUAAUAUAUGGAGUUUAUUAAUAUAUGGAGGUAUAUCAAAAAAAAAGAUAAAUAAUAUAUUGAAAAUAUAUCCUAUUGAAUAAUAUAUCCUAUUAGGAAUUUUUAAAGUUUUGUGUACACUAUAAAUAGUACUAGAUAUAUUAGAAAAUAAUUCAUUAUUUUUAAUAUUCUCUUCUUCUCAACUAAAUCAAAAUGUCCCCCAAUGUUAGGAAAAGAACUCAUCUGAGUGAUAAAAUUCGUAUAGAAUUGUGUGAAAAGAAAAAAUCACAUCCA